Molecule: messenger RNA, 7578 nt
Organism: Chlamydomonas reinhardtii
Lineage: Eukaryota; Viridiplantae; Chlorophyta; Chlorophyceae; Chlamydomonadales; Chlamydomonadaceae
Exons: 27
Coding region: 337-7329 (2330 amino acids)
Cellular component (GO): Ski complex
Molecular function (GO): protein binding
Source: RefSeq, a predicted model, not a curated record
CAUAUUGAGCCGGUCAUGUUGAAGCAGUAUCAAUUACAAACUAGGCGACUGAAAGCAAACAGCUUGUCACAAGGCGCGAGUUGUGGCGACAGCCCCGUCACAGCGCGCAUACCUGAGCUUCUGGAGUGAUUUUAUGUGCAUUCUGACCAUGAAUUCUACGACAACUUAGGAUCCGAGGCAGGGUACACCGCGAGUUUGUCUGUUCUCUGCGGGCUCAGACAGGAUACCGGCCAUCGGUGGCCGAAUAUUAUUGCUGUGCGAACAUUUGUAUAGGUCUACGGCGCUGUCUGGCACUGCCUUGGCUCUCGCACGUCGCAGCUUAGCGAUCGCCUGCCAAUGUCCAGCGUAAAGCGGCUCCUGCGAAGCGCGCGCGAGUGCCUGGGCCGCAAGGAAUACCGUGAGGCGCUGCAGCACUGCAAGGAGGCGCUCGCGGAGGACAAAUCAUGCUACGAGGCCUACGUGUUCGUUGGCAAGGCCGCCUUCUCUCUGGGCGAGGCGCCGCAGGCUCAGGCCGCCUACCGCCGCGCCGCCGACCUGGACCCGGCCAACCCCCUGGCCUGGCAGGGGCUGGCGGAGCUGGCGGCAGACACGGGCGCCUGGUCCGACGCGGCUGAGGCCUACGCGCAGCUGCUGGCGCUGGCGGACGCCGCGCCGCCGCAGGACGCCGCCGGACUGCGCAGCCGCCGGCCCGCCUACCUGCGGCGGCACGCAGAGGCGGCGGCGCGCGCGGGGCAGCUGGUGGCGGCGGAGGCGAGCUGGCGGGCACUGGUGGAGGCCGCGACGGAGGCGCACCAGGCGGCGGCGGCGGCGGCUGGUGGCGGUGGGGAGGCGGCGGCGGCGGCUCUGGCGGCGGCUGAGGAGGAGCUGGUGGAGUGCCUGUGCCGCCUGGCGGACGUGCAGCUGGCUGCUGACACGGAGGAGAUCGAGGCGCGUGUGGCGGUGCGGCUGGCGGAGGAGGCGGCGGCGCUGGCGGCCACCACCAUGACGCCAGAGCAGGCGGCAGCGCUGGAGGCUGCGGUGCGGGGCGGUGUGGAGGGCGAGUGGGCGGAGGAGGCGCUGGAGGCGGACGCCGACCACGCCUCCGCCAGCCUUCGCGCCAUCAUCGCGCUGAGGCCGCCCGCGCCGCCCUACGUCAACUACUACAACGCCUUCCUCAAGCGGCUGCGAAAGUACAUCCAGGCCGCCGCCCCCGGCUCCAUGGACCGGCACGCGCGGCGGGCGGUGCUGCUGGCAGCGGCCAAGGCGACCAUGGAGGGCAGAUGCGGCGACCGGGCGGGCGGCUGCUGCGAUGCCUACCCCUACGAGGCCGCACUGGCCAUGUUGGAGGUGGAGCACCAGGUGGCGGGCGCAGAGGACCCCUCCCUGGACCCCGCCAGCCCCGGCCCCUCCCCCGAGCCGCCCCAGCUGCCGCUGCUGCUGGCCGACUGCCGCGCCGUGACCGCCCGCCUGGCGCACGCCUUCCCCGCAGCCGCAGCCGCGCAGCUGCACUGGGCGCUGGCGCUGCGCCGCCGCGCCGCCGCCGUGGGCUUCGACUGGGCGCCCGCGGCAGUGACGGCGGCGGCAACAGCGGAAGGAGAGGGAGGGGGAGAGCAGCAGCAGAGGCGGCCGGCGGUGGUUGUGCGGCUGCCGCCGGCGGGGGCGGGGGCGGGGGCGGGCGGCAAAGCGGUGCCGGCUAAGGCGGCGGCGGUGGUGGUCACUGCCAACACGCCUGGGGCCCGUCGUCGGCAGAUCGUGAAGCUGCUGCUGUCGGCUCUGUCCCGCGGCGCCCGCGGUGUGGCGGGCUGGCUGGCGGCGUGCGAGCUGCUGCUGGAGGAGGGCGCGGAGGAGGCGGCCCUGGACGCGGCCAAAGAGGGCCUGAAGCUGGUGGCCCACCGGGAGCUGGUGGGCAAGGAGCGGAUGGGCGGCGCGGGGCUGCUGCUGCGGCUGCUGGCGGGGCAGGCGCUGCUGAGGCUGAGGAAGCUGGAGGAGGCGCAGCUGCUGCUGGAGGGCCUGGCCCACGGCGUGAGUGAGGGCCACGUGGCCGCCGGCGAGCUGGCCGGACUGCCGCCCGUCAACGUCAGCCAGCAGGCCAAGAGGCUGCUGGCGCACGUGGCCGCCGCGCGCGGCGACCUGGCCGCCUGCCGCCACGUGUUUGAGGAGCUGGUUGGCGGGCAGCUCAUGGGGCGCAGCGCGGCGCCCAUAGAGGCCUGGGCGCACGGCGAGCUGGGCAUGCUGCUGCUGAGGAUGAUGGCGGCGGGGGGAGGAGGAGGAGCGGGAGGAGGAGCGGGAGGAGGUGGCACGCUGGAGGGCGCGCGGCACCACCUGCAGUGCGCGCUGGCGGCUCUGGCGCCCGCGCUGGAGGCCGCCGCCGCCGCCGCCGCCAGCCCCGCCGCCGCGCCGCUGCAGGCGCUGCAGCGCGAGGCCGCCACCUACCACCUGCACCUGGCCCUGGCGCUGUGGGCCAAGGGCGGCGGCAGCCUCGGCCCCGCCGCGGCUGCUGCCACUGCCGAGGGCGCCGAAGAAGCGGGCGUUGCUACUGCCGAGGGCGGCGGUGUUGCUACUGCCGGUUGGGCGGAGCCGUACCGCAGCGAGUGCCGGGAGCAUCUGCUGUCGGCGGCGGCUGUAGCAGGCCCGCUGCAGGCCGCGGCGUUCACGUGGCUGGGCCACUGGUACGUGCGCGCCGCGGCUACUGCCGGUGCCGCUACUGCCGGGGGUGGUGGCGACGCGGCUGCUACAGCCGGUGCGGAUGAGGCCAAGGCGCGCAAGUGCUACCAGCGGGCGUUGGCGCUGGACCCAGCCCAGGCCGAGGCGGGAGAGGCGCUGGUCCGGCUGCUGCGCGCCGCCGGCCGCACUGACACCGCCCUGGGCCUCGCAGCGGAGAUGGCGGCGCGACUGGCCGCCGCCGCCUCCGCCGCAGCCGCCGCCGCCACGGCUGCGGGCUCCGCCGGCGCCGGCGCGUCCGCGGCGGGUGCGGCAGGUGUGGCGCCGUCGCCCUUCCUGGUGCACCCCCGGCUGCUGCAGCUGCCCGCGGACGCUGCCGGUGCUGCUGCCGGUGGUACUGCCGGUGUUACUGCCGCUGGCGGUGCUGCUACUGCCGUUGGCGCCAACUGGGCCCUGCGCUGCCUGGCUCGGCUGCAGCGGGACACGGGGGCCUCGGAGGCGGCUGUCAGCAGCUACCAGUCGGCUCUGCGGCUGUCGCCCGACGACGCCGAGCUGUGGGAGGGGCUGGCCUCCGCCUACCAGGCACUGGGGCGCCACACGGCGGCGCUCAAGUCGUACGGCCGAGCUCUGGAUCUGGCCCCCGGCCGGCUGUACUGCCGACUGCAGGCCGCCGCCCUGUCGUACCAGAUGGGCGACAUGCCUGCCGCACUGGCGCAGUACCGUACGGCACUGGCGGCGCCGCCCGCGGCGGCGGCGGCUGCUGUGCCUGGCGGCGGUGGCGUGCCGGCUCCGGCGGACCACCCGGCGGCGCUGCUGGGGUGCGGCGAGGUGCUGCUGGCACAGGCGGCCAUGGCUGCGCGCAUGGGUGCGGCGGGCGCGGCGGCGGCGGAGCUGGCAGAGGCGGAGGCGCUGGCGGCACGAGCCGCGCAGCGCUACGGCAACAUGCAGGCGGCCUGGAAGCUGCUGGGCGACGUGCGCAUGCAGCACGCCGCCGUGCCCACCGCCGCAGCAGUAGCAGCCAGCCGCGAGAGCCGCUACAACGCCAACAGCCAACACAGCAGCAGCGGCAGCGGCGGCACGGACAGCAGCAGCAGCAGCAGCAGCAGCGCCGAUGCGGCGGUGGCCGCGGCGCUGGAGGCGGCGCGGGCGCGACUGGCGGCGCUGCGCGCCGCACGCCGCGCCUACGCGGCGGCCCUUCACUUGGAGCCCGGUGCUGCUGGCGGUGGUGGCGGCGGCGGUCGUGCUGCGGGGCUGUGGGGCGACAUGGCUCUGGGGCUGCACCUGGAGGCGGAGCUGGCGGGGCAGCACCCGGCGCUGGCGGCGGAGGCGGGGCUGACGGACGGCGGCGCCGCGCUGCGCCGUCGCGCGCUGGCCCUGGCCCGCGGCGGCCUCCGCCUGGACCCCACCUCGGACUGGCUGUGGGGGUGCGCCGCCACCAUCGCCGCCGCAGCCGCCAGCGGCCCGCUUGGCGACGACGGCGGCGGCGCCGCCGCCGGCUCGGCGGAGCGCGCCUCGGCGGCCGCUACAGCCGAGUACUGCUACAGCCGGGCGCUGCAGCUCAACCCGCGGCGGGCGCCGCUGUGGGCGGCCCUGGGCCGUCUUUAUGCGGCGCACGGGGAGGGGGCGCUGGCCAGUCGCUGCUUCGACUCGGCCCGAAGCCACGAGCCCACCUCCAUUGCUGUGUGGGAGGCCAUGGGAGACGCAGCGCUGCGACGGGCCGCUGGCGGCGCCGGCGGCUUCGCCGCCGGCGGCUCCGCCGCGGCCGCCGCCGGUGCGGUGGCGGCUUCGCCCGCCUGGCGUGACGCCGCCGAUGCCUAUGAGCACGCGCAGCUGCUGGGCGGAGACGUGGAGUCGAGGCUGGGCUUUGCGCUGGGCUCGCUGCUGCUGCGGCACUACGGCGGCAGUAGCAGCGGCGGCGGCGGCGCGGAGGGCGCGGGCGCGGCGGCUGGCGGCGGCGUGCUGGCGGCGGCGACCAAGGCGGCGGCGAUGCAGCCGCUGCUGCCGGCGGCGCACCACGCGCGCGGGCUGGCACUGGAGGCGAGGGGCGACUUCGCGGCCGCUGCGGAGGCGCUCCAAACCGCGCUGUCCCUGCUAGACUCUGCCGAGGCCGCCGCCGCCGCCGCCGCCGCGCCCUCCGCCGCCGCCACGCCCUCCCCGCGGCCGCAGCUGUGGCCCGCGGACGCCGACGCCGCGCCCAGCCCGCGUCUGGCGCUGCAGGCCGACCUGGCGCGGGUGCUGGCGGCGGCGCCGGGCCGCGCGGCGGAGGCUGUGGCGGCGCACGAGGCACUGCGGGCGGCGGGGCUGGGGCUGGGGGAGAACGGCGGCGAUGCGGGCCUGAAGAUGUCGUACGCCAUGGCCCUUGUGCAGGCCGGCCGUGCCGAUGACGCGCUGCCGCACCUCGCUGACGUCAUGGCCGCCGCCGCCGCCUCGCCGCUACUGCGCCUCGCCGCCGCCACCGCGGCCGUACGGAUCCACGUGGCAGCGCGGCGGUGGGACGAGAUGUAUGGCGUCGUACUGGCGGCCACGUCAGACCUGCCGGACGAGGGGCGCAGCAGUGGCGGCACCGGCGCCGGCGCGGGCGGACACGUGGUGUCGCCGGCUGCGGCAGCGCCGCCGGGCGCUGCGGCCGAGGCUGCUGCCAAGCUGUGGCGAGUGGCGCUUGCGGGCCUGGUGGCGGCGCGCGCUCCCGAGCUGGAGCGUGAGCUGCUGGGCGCCAUGCGGCAGUGGUCGGCGGGGCGGCGCGACCUCAACGCCGCACAGCACGAGUGCCGCGUGGCCGAGCUGCUGGUCGCCAAGAGCCGCGCCGCGGCCGCCGCCGGCGGCGACGCGCCUGCGGCCGUCGCCGCGCUGCGGCAGGCGGCACGCGCCGUGCACGCCUGCCCCUCAGACCGGCCCGCGCGCUCCCUGCUGGCACACACAGCGCUCCUCGCCGGGCCCCGCUACGCGGCGGCGGCGGCUCGCGCCGCCCCUCGCGACACACUGCCGCACGACGCCGCCGCCGACCCCGUCCUCGGCCUGGCCGCGCCGCCGUCGCGCGCCCCGCUGGCGCCGUCCGCGGCGGCCGUGCACGCCGCCGCGGUGGCGGCGCUGCCGGCGGCCGCCGCCGCGUCGGCGCCGCCAAAGGCCGGCGCCGGGCCGAGCAGCCUGUCGGCGGCGGCGGCGCGCCACGCGGCGGAGCGCAUGCGGCGGGUCGUUCACGCGCAGCCCCACGAGGCGGCGGCCUGGUACCUGUGCGCCCUGACAGAGGCGCAGGCGGCGGCGGCGGCGGCAGGCGGCGGCGGCGGCGCGGCGCGCUGCUGGCGGCGUGUUGCCGUCGCAGCGGCGGCGGCGGCGGCCCGGGCGCAGGCGGAGCUGGCGUCGCUGCCCGAGCCGCCGCCGCCAGGGGCGGCCGCGGGGGCACCGCCGCGGCCGCCGCCGGGCCUUCCGCCGGCGAUGGCUAUGGUCAUGGCGGCGCAAGCAGCCCGCGCGCACGCGCCCGCCGACCCCCGUGUGCUGGCGCUGCGGGCCCAGCGCGGCUCCCUAGCAGACGUGGCGGUGCGCGCGCUGGCGGUGCUGAGCGAGGCGCAGCUGCAGCUGCACCUCCGGAGCGGUGCUGGCGGCAGUGGCGGCGCUGGAGGUGGCGGUGGUGCUACUGCCACGGCGCCUGGGGCUGACGCGCUGGGACGCGCAUUGGAGGCGGCGAAGGAGUCGUUGAGGGUGGCUGGGGCGCACGCGGGCACAGACGCCUCGCCGGCGCACCGGGCGGCCGCGCGCCUGGCGGUGGUGACGGGCGACAACGCUGCGGCAGAUGCCGCGUACGAACAGGCGUGCCGCACCGCCGCCGCCGCCGCAUCCGCCGCCAACGCGGGCUCUGGCGGCGCCGCCAGUGGUGCCAUGUUCACCUACCAACACCUCCCAGCCUUGGAGUGGGCGGCGGUGCGCGCCGCCGCCGGCGACGCCGCCGGCGCACUGCAGCGGCUGCAGCAGGACGGCGGCGGCAGUAGCAGCAGCGGCGGCCCGGGUGCGGGUGUGGUGGUGCAGGUGGCUGUAGCUGGUGCGCACACGCAGGCCGCACUGGAGAAGGUGGCAGCGGUGCAGAGGGCGCUGCUGCUCCUGGAGUCCGGACAGACGGAGGCGGCACGCGCGGCGGCGGCAGAGGCGGCGGCGGCGCUGGCGGCGCACGGCGCCUGCAGCACUGCGGCGGCGCCCGCGGCCGCGGCGGCGCUGUCGGUGCAGGCGGCGGCGGCGCUGGUGGCGGCGGUGGUGGCUGAGGGAGAUGCGGCAGCGCGGAAGAAGCACUUGCUGGAGGCCAGGUGGGCGGCGCGGGAGGCGCUCAAGCCGCUGAGUGUGUCGCGGCCCGCCGGCGCGCUGGGCGUGCGGCGCAGCGCCCCGCCGCCGGGGCCGGACGGGCCGGGGGCGGCGCUGGCGUCACUGCUGCUGGCGCGCGCGGAGGCGGCGAUGGGCAGGCCGGAGGCGUCGGAGGAGGCGCAGCGGCAUGCGGAGCGGCUGUGGCCACCUUCGGAGCAAGCGGGUGCUGCGGAGGGCGCGGCUGCAGCAGGCGGCGGUGCGGGUGGCGCGGAGGGGGAGGAGGAGGGGGAGGCGGCGGCGGGGCAGCAGGGGCAGCGGCUGCGGCUGGGCCACGAGGUGCACAGCCGGCCGUGGGAGCUGGGCGGCGUGUGGGCACAGAUGGCGGCGGCGGCGCGGAGCUGAUGCCUUGGGAGGUGAUGGCGGGCAAGGAGGGCAAGAUAUAGGGUUUGUGUACUGUGUGAGUGGAUGCGGAGGCAGAGGCGGAGGCGGAGGCUUAGGGUUCUGCGCUACUGGGAAGGAAGGAGCGCGCAGAGUAGGGUGGAGGUGCUGUCGGGUUGGAGGCCGCACGCCAACGUUAUUAGGUAUCAGGUAUCAGGUAGCUCCGCGUGUGAGCCUAAGAGCUGCCGCGCUUGGGGUGGCUGGUGACUGGAC